AUAUGUACAUAUAUAGUAGGUCAGAGUUGUAUGAACUUUUUGGAGUAAGUAAGCACUGGUGACUAUUCUGAAUAGGUGCAACAAUUUCUAUUUUCUGAUUGUGAUUAAAUACAUAGGUGUCAAAGGAUAUUGUUCAUCACAUUAUAGUUUUCUGCCUAAAAGUAGUGUUUGUAUGUGAAGAAAGCAUGCCAAGAAUGAUUUUAAGAUUCUAGUGUGUUUUAUAAUUAUAAUAGGAAAGGAAAACAGUAUAUUAAAAAGUGCUUUUCUAGCACAGGUAGAUUUUAUAUGCAAAUAAUAGACAUAGAAAAUGUGAAAUUUUUUUGUUAUGUCUCUUUUGACAGAGUUGGGCAGAUUUGAGGCUAAUUUUGUCUAUUUUGUUUUUUGUCACUAGGCUCUACAUUCAAGCCUGGUGCAAAAAAAAAAAUUUACAAUGCAAGCAUUCUGAGUUUAAAAGUUUCUUUUCCAGCCCUUCUAAUAAAGCACAUCUCAUUUCUCUUGAGUUUUCUUAAAUUCUAGCAGUGACAUUUAGAUUGGGGAAAGAUACAUGUUUACUUUUAAACGGAGGAAAGUCGGUUUAAAAGAAAUCUUGUAAUUACAAUCUACCAUGGGAUCUUAUAUAGCAAGGAAAAUAUAGAAUUGGGUGCAUUUCCAGUUAGAAGGGUUGUGAACUUCUGAUUUGGAGGGAUUUGAGGACCCAGAUUGUUGGGGGGCAAUAUGCUGACUCUGUAAACCUCUUAGAGAGGGGCUGUAAAGCACCAGGAAGCAGUAUAUAAAACUCUAAAGUACUAUUGCUGUUGCUAUUUGGGACACUCUUAAGAUGCUUCCUUUACAAAAAGCCUUCUGCCCUGGCGAACUGGCCUCCUCCUCUCAGGGGCGAGUUUAACUCCUCUCUCUCUCUCUUUCUCAUGGCCGUGGGGUAGCGUUUGUCACAAUGGGCUGGUUUCCCCUCUUGUUAUAAGCGGAGCAACUGCUAAGCACAAAAAGAGAUUAAUAACGCGGUUGGCUUAACCAUCAGCCAGAUAUGUCCAAAGACACGAAUCUGCCUAUUGGAGCAAGGCAUCUGCGGGAAAUACCCGCUUCUUUCGUUCACGGAGGAAGUUCUGUGAAGGGUCCCGUUAAAUUCCGUUUCUCAACAGCUCUCCGGAGGUCUCCCCGGAGGGAGAGCGAGGGAACAAGGCACCCUUCUCUUGUGAAUUUCGAAGUAGAGGGAGGCCGUCCCGAAGACGGAACUCUAAAAUACCGUAUCCCUGCAAAGGAUGGCUGCGGAAACUCAUAAAAUCUCAUCAUGGGAGCUGUGGCGAUCGAUGACAGUCCAUCUGGAGUUAAAGCCCCAGAUGGUGGCUGGGGCUGGGCUGUACUCUUUGGGUGCUUUGUCAUCACUGGAUUCUCCUACGCCUUUCCGAAGGCCAUGAGUGUCUUCUUCAAGGAACUUAUCCGGGAGUUUCAUGUUGGAUAUAGUGACACAGCAUGGAUUUCCUCUAUUUUGUUGGCUAUGCUUUAUGGAACAGGUCCCCUAUGCAGUGUGUGCGUCAAUCGGUUCGGCUGUCGUCCUGUAAUGUUGACUGGAGGCUUCUUUGCCUCAGCUGGGAUGAUCAUUGCUUCCUUCUCCACUAAUAUCAUUCAGAUCUAUCUUUCUGCUGGUGUCAUUACUGGAUUGGGCCUGGCCCUUAAUUUCCAGCCAUCCCUUAUCAUGCUGAAUCGCUACUUUAGCAAAAGACGGCCUUUGGCCAAUGGGUUGGCUGCAGCUGGAAGCCCUGUGUUCCUCUGUGCUCUUUCCCCCCUGGGGCAGGUACUGCAGCAUCAAUAUGGAUGGCGAGGGGGAUUUCUCAUCUUGGGGGGAUUGCUUUUGAACUGCUGUGUUUGUGGAGCUCUGAUGAGACCUUUGGAAGGCCCCAAAAACCAGGAAGCUUUGAAACCAACUGAGGAACGCAAGAAAAAACUAUUGGAUUUCACCGUUUUCAAAGAUACCGGCUUUGUCAUCUAUACAGUGGCUGCAUCCAUUAUGGUACUAGGCUUAUUUGUGCCUCCAGUUUUUGUAGUGAGUUAUGCUAAGGAUCUAAAGUAUGAGGACACCAAAUCCGCUUUUCUUCUGACAAUUCUUGGCUGCGUGGAUAUUUUUGCUCGACCUCUUUGUGGAAUACUGGCUGGGCUGAAGUGGGUUAGGCCCCGCUGUGUCUAUUUCUUCAGUUUUGCUAUGUUUUUUAAUGGUUUCACUGAUCUCAUGGGCUCCUUUUCUUCCGAUUAUGGUGGCCUGGUGGUGUUCUGCAUCUUCUUUGGCAUUUCCUAUGGAAUGGUUGGUGCUCUUCAGUUUGAAGUUCUCAUGGCUAUUGUUGGUACCCAGAAGUUUUCAAGUGCCAUUGGCUUAGUUCUUUUGGCUGAGGCAGUGGCUGUUCUAGUUGGCCCACCUUCAGCAGGCAAACUCCUGGAUGCAACUCACAAGUACAUGUAUGUUUUUAUUUUGGCUGGUACUGAAGUCGUUACCUCCUCUGUGGUGCUGACUUUAGGAAAUGUCUUCUGCAUCAAAAAACCUGCGGAAACACACCAAAAUCAUCCUGAAAUAGAAGGGUUAAAUCAACUACCGGGAGAAUCCAAAGUGGACUCUAUUGAAGUGGAACGUUUUUUGAAAGAUGAAAAAAAUGGGAAAGUUGUAACCAACCCAGAAACAUGUGUGUGAAUGUUACCAGAAAUGAAUGCCAAACAUUUAGUGAGAUUCAGAAACUUUUAAUAUUUGUAUUUAUUUUGGUAAUAAGCUUUGCUUAGGAUUGGGCCAUUAGGUUUGAGAACUAGUGAUCAACAAGCUCAUGCAAUCACUUCUUGGAAGCUGAUUUGUUAAGAAGCUUUUCUCCCUAUUUUAAAAGAAGGAUUGAUCUUCAGGUUAAUUUGCUUGGGCGUAACUACUGCUGUAAACUAAACCAUGGCCUUCUAAACACACAUAGGGAUCCUGCUUUGCACUACCAGAACACAUUCUCUGGAAUGGAAGUAUUUUAGUUAGAAGAAUGAAUGUGUAAAUGUUCCUGUAAUGCAGAUGACAUACUUACUGUUUUUGUAUCUAUAGAAUCUUAAAGUAUCUUCCAUGACUGUGUCUGAUUUAAAGGGAAUAAUUACCAAGAGAUCAACCCUAUUUUUAAUCUUAUAGGAUGCUGAAUUUUAAAUAAUGUUGGUUUCACCAAUAUAUUUUUAUGUAUUUAUAUUGUUUGCAUCAUCUUUUUUUACUUUAAAGAUUAUACAUGCAGAAGCAAGUUAUUGUGACGUUUCCUGGGGGGAAAAAAAUCAAACAAAUAUUCUCAAAUGGAGGUCAAAACAGAAUGAACUGUGAUUAGUUUUCAUAGGACAACAGACUGAAGAGCUAUUUCAGUCUCUCUUAAUUGCCUGCUGAUUUUCAAUUUUAACUGCAGGCUCUUAUGAACAUGCCUUACACUAAUGAUUUGUAAAACUUUCUAUGACCCAGGAACAGCAGAUGGGUAUGUUAGCUGUCAACAUUUGUGUAGUGACAGAGAUGUAUAUAUCUUUUUGUCUAGCCGUAUUUUUAUAAAGUAGAAAAAUUAUUUCUAAACAUUUUAUCAUGCCCAUUAUAUAAAUUACAAGGGAUUAAUGGAGUUGGCAGUUUUGAUGACUUGAAGGAAAUAAUGUGAGGAAAUAAUGUAGUGUAGGAGAAAGGAAGUAAAAGAUUCUUUUUGUCACCCAAAGUCUUCUAAGAAACAUUCACACUACAACUUAUGCCUUCUGUUGCUUGGGGUAGUGGAAGCUAGCCCCACAGUGUUUCAUUAGGGGGCAAGAGUGGCUGAAAUUUUUCCACAAGCAAAGAACUCAUGAGAUCCCUCUAUUCUCAAGGACACCAGUGGAAGCAAAGUUAUUAUUCAGGUUUUAUGUUAAUUAAAUGUGUUGAUUGUCCAUUUAUCCCAAUGAUGAUGGAUUUUUUUCUGCUGCUCCUCUGAACAGUUCUUUAAAGUGACCUAUUGACUUGGAAGGCUAAUUGUGAUAUUCCUUAGCUAAGCUGCAAAAUUUCAUAUGCUCCCUAGAGAAAUGUUAGGUUUUUGUAUCUCUUUGCUACCAUCCAGCUGAUAUUUGAGACUUUCACAAGAAUUUCCAGAGAACAGCAGGUUCUUAGUCCUAAAAGAAUUUGAGAAGUUAGACGUUUCCUGAAGAUGGGUUCCACCAUGAGUCUGAAAGCUCGGAAGAUAUAAUUUCUGGUCCUGGUGACUGAUCCAGAUUGGAUCCUGCAACAUUAUCCUGGGACACGUAUAUCCGCCUUCAUUCGCUAAAUGAAUUACUUUCUCUAGAUAAAGCAGUCAAAUGAGUUUAUGCAUUACUUGAGUUAUAUAUGCUAGAUGCCAUUUAUUGUCAGAUGCCAAUAUAAGAUCCCUACCAUGGUUUAGAUAAGGAUUACAGGUGCUCCAGGUAAGCAAAUUGGGCUGCUUGGUCAACCCAGUAUUAUACCAACUAGCCAGGGAGAGCAACUUGGCAAAAGUAUUUGUGCCCUACUUCCUGGCAUAGAAUUUGAUAUUUCCAGUCUUACAACAAUUUUAGAGGAUGUCUUUCAACCCCAAUCAAUCUGGCCACAAAAUAGCGGGUCCCAUUAUCUGGAGAAUGGCAUGUUGUCUACCAUUUCUGCCUAUCAUAUACAUGUGAAAGAAUCUAUGCUCUGAAGGGAAAUUUCUUUGUAAUAGUCCAGUCAACACUGUGACCUUCAAAAGUUAUGCAAUUAUGCUUCCCAGUCAACACAGUUGAUUCUGGAAAUUCUAAUUUCAACACAACUGGAGGGAACCAAAUGCGGAAAGACUGGUUUACUAGUUCACUAAUGUCAGGAGAAAAAUGUGCUAAUAUCUUCAUGUUUACCUGGGAACACUGGAAAUGAUUAGUGGUAGAAUUUUGUCAGUUUCUCUACUGGCAGACAAUUUGUGUAGAAUAAUUUCUGUUGUUAUAUUUCUUUUUAACUUGCAUCUUAAAUCCAAAUUGUUAUUUCUUAUGUGGUUACCAAAGAUAAAAUAUUUUUCUUUAAGAUAUUUCGGUAAUAUUAAAAUACCAAACAGAAAUACUGACAGAUCUGAUCAAUUUCUGUCAUAAUAUUUAACCCAAAGAUGAAAACUGCUUACUUUUUCAUAUUGUUACUUUUGAUAGAAACUUCAUUUUUUUGUGUGUAUUUAGUAGCGAGGGCAUAUGGUCAAAGCCUAGCAGAAUUACAAUAUAGAAUUUGAUCAAUAUUUGCUUACACAGAUUGGAAAUAUAAAUCAACCUAUUUUUAUCAAAUAAGAUUUUAUCAAAUAAGUUCAGUGUUAGCAGCUUAUAGAGCAACUCAGAUGAUGCUAAAAUGCUGCAAUGAUAUUAUCAAGCAAAUACCAUUGUAAUGUAUUUGAGUUUUGACAACCAACCUAAGGUUGUUAAGUUAUGGCAUUCGUAUGAUGACAUUAACAUAUGCCAUCACUUCCUCCUCCUCCUGGCCAUGGACAACUAUGUUCAAGGUAGCAAAAUAUUAUUUAGGUUGGAGAAUUGUUGCACUACUUUCAAAGGCAAUUCAAAAAACCUGGCCUUGGAAAGUUUCCCAAGAAUUGCAACAAAUGGGUCACCCACCUCCUUCAACAAAAAACAAAACAUUAUUGUGCCCUUUUUCAUAUAUUUGGAUGUAGUGAGAAAUGAAUGUUUGGUGUCUAUCUCAUGUAAUUGAAUUAAACCCAAUUUAAAAGG
This is a messenger RNA of Ahaetulla prasina, 5682 nucleotides long. It is a transcript of the gene SLC16A3, whose product is annotated as solute carrier family 16 member 3. Gene Ontology annotation, cellular component: membrane. NCBI's taxonomy places the organism in Eukaryota, Metazoa, Chordata, Lepidosauria, Squamata, Colubridae. Gene Ontology annotation, molecular function: monocarboxylic acid transmembrane transporter activity. Gene Ontology annotation, biological process: transmembrane transport; monocarboxylic acid transport. The transcript has 5 exons. The record is from RefSeq and is a predicted model, not a curated record. Bases 1286 to 2674 code for a protein of 462 amino acids.